Aspergillus terreus NIH2624 is the source of this 588-nucleotide messenger RNA. RefSeq lists its product as uncharacterized. The transcript has 5 exons. The record is from RefSeq and is a predicted model, not a curated record. Lineage: Eukaryota; Fungi; Ascomycota; Eurotiomycetes; Eurotiales; Aspergillaceae. Bases 1 to 588 code for a protein of 195 amino acids.
AUGCCACCGCUCCCCCCAUACUCCUAUACCGGCCCCCUCGACUGCACCAUCCCGCCAGACAAAACCAAGCUAGUCGGCAAGAGCGUCAUUGUCACCGGAGGCGCAAAUGGCAUGGGCGAAGCCACCGUACGGGCCUUCGCCGAGGCCGGGGCAUAUGUAACCAUCGCCGACGUCAAUGAAGAGCGCGGGCAGGAAGUCGCCAAGGAGCUCAGUCCGAACGCGCAGUUCGUAAAGUGCAACAUCACCAGCUGGGACGAGCAGGUGCGCGUGUUCGAAGCCGCGAUUGCGAACUCGCCCGGCAAGAGCUGCGACAUUGUCAUUGCGAACGCGGGCAUCAGCCGGGCGAGUGGCGAUGACCUGUGGCCGUUGGAUGACCCUAGCGGGCCGCCGGUGAAGCCUGACCUCAGGAUCAUCGAUGUGAAUAUGACUGGGAGCUUGUAUACGUGGAAGCUGGCGGUGCAUUAUUUCCGGAAGCAGCCUGAUGUCCCGGAGCGGGAUCGGUGCUUCAUUAUCACGGGGAGUAUGGUUACUUGGAUCGAUUCGCCGGUACGGACAGAAGCUUUACUGUUAUACUUGGGCCUUUAUUAA